Molecule: messenger RNA, 3138 nt
Organism: Archocentrus centrarchus (flier cichlid)
Lineage: Eukaryota; Metazoa; Chordata; Actinopteri; Cichliformes; Cichlidae
Gene: apbb1ip
Product: amyloid beta (A4) precursor protein-binding, family B, member 1 interacting protein
Exons: 13
Coding region: 4-2010 (668 amino acids)
Biological process (GO): signal transduction
Cellular component (GO): cytosol; plasma membrane
Source: RefSeq, a predicted model, not a curated record
CAGAUGGAUGACAUUGACGCCAUGUUCAGCGCCAUGCUGGGGGAGAUGGACCUCCUCACCCAGAGUCUCGGUGAGGAAAAGGCACACCCGGAACCUCAUCCCAGCUCCGACAAGCAAGUCAACUUCUCCAUCGGCUUCACCGACCUCAAUGAGUCCCUUCACGAACUGGAGGACAAUGACUUGGACAUGCUUAUGGCUGAUUUGAUGGCUGACCUGAAUGCAACAGAAGAGAAACUGGCAGCAGAGAUACACGGUUUGAAGGAGCCACCGCAGCCCAAACCAGAUCCGCUCCCACUGCCCAGGGGCUCGAGCAACGCGCCUGUCUCCGAGCACAUUUUACCAGCAUCAUCUGGAGGCAGUGGCAGCAGCAAUGUUAGCACCCCAGCCCCUUCUGCUGCUUGCUCUCUACCACCUCCACCUCCUCAGUGCGUAAAGCCCACGAUGGACGAUAUCGAGGCGCAGGCGAAGGCAGACAAAAUCAAACUCGCUCUUGAGAAGCUAAAGGAAGCUAAAGUGAAAAAGUUGGUGGUGAAGGUGCUAAUGAAUGAUGGCAGCUCCAAGACACUGAUGGUUGACGAGAGACAAAAUGUCAGGGAAGUUCUGGACAACAUGUUUGAGAAGACUCAUUGUGACUGCAAUGUGAACUGGAGCCUAUGUGAGACCAACCCAGAACUGCAACUUGAACGGGCAUUUGAAGAGCACGAGAACCUUGUGGAGUCGCUCUCAGCGUGGAUAAGGGACAGCGAGAACAAAGUGCUCUUCCAAGAGCGACCAGAGAAAUAUGAGGUUUUCAAAAACCCACAGAACUUUUAUCUGUGGAAGAAGGAUAAGAAAACUCUCAAAGAUAUCAAAGACAAAGACAAAGAGUUAUUAAUACAGGAGAACUUCUGCGGGACUUCCAUCAUCGUGCCUGAUCUCGAGGGGGUGCUGCAUCUUAAAGAAGAUGGAAAGAAGUCCUGGAAGCAGCGGCUCUUCCAGCUGAGGGCCUCGGGAAUUUAUUAUGUGCCCAAAGGGAAGACCAAGUCGUCCCGUGACCUCGUCUGCUUUGUCCAGUUUGACAACAUGAAUGUCUACUACGGCAAAGACUUUAAGACCAAACACAAGGCUCCAACCGACUUCUGCUUUGUGCUGAAGCAUCCUCAGAUCCAGAAAGACUCUCAGUACAUAAAAUACCUGUGCUGUGAUGAUGCUUGGACCAUGAACCUUUGGGUGACUGGAAUACGGAUUGCAAAGUACGGAGCAUCGCUGUAUGAAAACUAUAAGACAGCAGAGAUAAAGGGUUCUAACUCCAUGUGGACGAACCGCAGCACUCCGUCAAGCUCCAAUCAAUCAACGCCCUCACCCACAGUCAAAGCUAAAUCACCCAACCAGGCCAAUGGUCAUCCUCCAAAGCCGCAACCAGGACCUAUUUCUCAGGCCCCAUUUCCACCCCCACCAUUGGCCGAGGUCCUCCCUCCACCUCCUCCAGACCCAGUCCUCCCUCCUCCACCUCCUAUGCCUGCCAAGAGUUCCGCAAAACCCUCCCCCCCAAAGCGGCAGCAGCAAAGCAAUUUCCCUCCACCUCCACCUGAAUUGGACAACCUCCCUCCUCCACCACCCCCUCCACCCACUGAUGAUACCGCAGAGGCUCCACCAGACUUCCUUCCACCACCUCCUCCAGCUGUUGGCUUUGGUUCAUUACCGCCACCACCUCCUAGUUUUGGUGGUGUAGGCCAGUCUCUACCUCCACCACCACCAGAUCCACAGUCUUUACCCCCACCUCCACCUGACCCAGUGUUCAUAGGAGCUGGGGCACCCCCACCCCCACCACCUCCACCUCCUCCACCAGCGCCUGGUGCUCCCGUCACCACCCUAAGACCAGCCGUGAGGCCCUCUGGGUCACUGAAGAAGGUUCCUCCGGCUCCGCCACAGAGAAAUACGCCCUCAGUGUCAGGAGGUGGAGGAGGAGGGGGUGGAGACUUCAUGUCAGAACUGAUGCUAGCCAUGCAGAAGAAGCGUGGAGCUCAGUAGCCUGAACAGGAAACUUGUGGAGUAUGAAUACAGGAUGAACUUCACAACCAGCGACUUAAUCAGCCUUUUCUUAAAGAUGGAGCUGGUGGAGUUUUCUAAUAGAUUUUUCAUUUUAGGCAUUCAUACUUUCUCUGAACCACACCCAAGACACACAAGAGUUAACCUUUGAAAAAAACGUUGUUUUUGUAAAGCGUCUGAUAACUUGAGCUCAGAAAUACCAUCAGUUUGCUUUGUCGUGUUAUUAUGCUUCUAUUGUAUAUAUUUUUUUGCAUGGAUAGCUGUAAAUACUGUAAAAACACAUUCCAGUGUUACUAGUGAAUAUAGACUUUAGGAAGUUAGUUUUCAGUUGACUAUUAUCCAAAUAAAUCCACUUCAAUAAACCCUUACAUCUCCAGACUGUGCUGCACCAUCAAUAUCUAAAUUAUUAAACGGUGAUAUUGCUUUGCUUUGCUCGGUCAUCGCAGAAAAGGAGAUUUCACACAAAUGCCGUUAGGUCCAGAGGUUUGUGGACAAUGAAACACUUUGUAGGUUAGCCUCUGUACACCAGCACAGGAGAUUUUAAAUCAAACAAUCAAAAUAAGAGUGAAGUGCAGACGUUCUCUUUUAAUUCAAGGUGUUUAAUAAAGUAUUGCAUUAACUGCCAGAGGCUCAAAAUUAAUUGGACAAACUAACAUUUAUUUAAAUAUGAGGAAUGUUUUUAAAGAUGAAUGAAAAUCCUUUUCAGUCAGUGACUGCCUUAUGUCAAGAAUCUAUGGACGUCACCACAUGCUGUGUUUCCUCCCUUCAGAUUUUACUGCAGCCACCUUCAGUUGCUGCUUGUUUGCGGCUCUUUCUGCACUCAUUUCUGUCUCCUGUAAGUGUGCUCUGUUUGGUGACUGCCCUGGCCAUUGAAGACUAUCCUAUGAAGAAUAUACUUUUCUCCUCCCAUCAUUCUGGUAUAAUAGAAUCUUUGUUUCAUCUGUCUAAAGAUUUUUUUUCUAAAAUUGUGCAGGUUUUUUUUUUUUUUUUAGAUGUUUUCUAAGUCUAAUCUGACCUCUGCAUCUGAUUUGUGGCCAUUUGGUGGAUAGACUUACAGAAAAGAACAGCCUUGAGUUGACCUUGACAUUUUGGAGUAAAUAUAUCCCACAA